This is a messenger RNA of Chrysoperla carnea, 666 nucleotides long. RefSeq names its product larval cuticle protein A2B-like. The record is from RefSeq and is a predicted model, not a curated record. Bases 41 to 625 code for a protein of 194 amino acids. The transcript has 2 exons. Gene Ontology annotation, cellular component: extracellular matrix. Lineage: Eukaryota; Metazoa; Arthropoda; Insecta; Neuroptera; Chrysopidae.
UCAUAUUUACUCCAAGUCAAUAAGAAAUAGUCAAAUAAAAAUGGCAAUCAAGUUAUUUGUUAUUGCAAGCCUUGUUGCUGCCAUUUCUGCUUUGGAAGAACAUGUGGCCACAUCACACAGUGUACAACAUUUUUCCUCACCUCAUUAUGCUGCUGCUCCCAUCGCUUACAAAGCUGCUCCAGUUUACCACACAGCACCUAUUGCAUUAAAAAAAGUAAUUGUAGAACAUGAAGAAGAAGAAGGUCCAGCUCAUUACGAUUUCGCAUACGGAGUACAUGAUGAACAUACCGGUGACAUUAAAGAACAAAAGGAAACACGUAAAGAUGAUGCUGUUGAAGGAUACUACACCUUGAAAGAAGCUGAUGGUACUCGUCGUAUUGUCCAUUACACAGCUAACAAACAUGAUGGAUUCAACGCUGUUGUAACACACGAAGGAAAACCAACUGAAGCACCACAAAUUAUUAAAGCUGUACCAACUUAUUAUAAAGCAGCACCUGUUGUAUACAAAUCAGCACCAAUUUCCUACAAAGCUGUACCAAUUGUUUAUAAAUCAGCGCCGGUAGCUUAUAAAGAUUCGCCCUCAUUCAGUUACGGUUCAUCUUCAUCACAUGAAUACGAUUAUUAAAUACUAUAUUUAUGAUUUAAUAGCUUAUAUGUAUUUAUUUA